Molecule: messenger RNA, 357 nt
Organism: Solanum dulcamara
Lineage: Eukaryota; Viridiplantae; Streptophyta; Magnoliopsida; Solanales; Solanaceae
Exons: 3
Coding region: 1-357 (118 amino acids)
Source: RefSeq, a predicted model, not a curated record
AUGAAGGUUGUUACUUCAUCAGAAUAUCUUUAUUCUGUUUAUGAGUCAGUGUUGAAGAGCAAGAAUAUUACAGACAUGCACCCAUACUGUUAUGAUUACUACAAGCCAGAGGCGUUGGCAAAUACUUAUCAAUUGCCAAUGAUUCCAAUGCCAGAUAAGAAAGAUUGGUCUGUUCCGAAAGAAAUUUUAGAAGAAUUCGUCUUGCCACCAAGAUACAAAAGGAUGCCAGGAAGACCAAAGAAAGGAAGAAAAAAGUAUUCUAGUGAGAAGAUAAGAAUGAGCACAAAUUAUUGUAGUCGUUGUGGCCAUGAAGGCCACAACAUAAAGACUUGUAAUUUCAUUCCCAAAGAGAAAUGA